AAUGCGCAUCUGUCAUGGCUGCUCACUGAUGCCGCUUGCACCACAUGGGUGGAAAUAAACAUUUUAUCUCUGACUGAGAAACACCGACUAGGCUCAUUCAUAAAGCGAUUAAUCGCCGUUUUUGAUCUCCGUCAGUCCGGACUGAAGACAGACGCUUCCCCCGUCACUAUAACAGGGAGCAGAGGCGUUACAAUGCCGCUGGACGUAGAGAUCCCCGUCCUCCGAGGCUUUUUAACACCCAGCGAGGCAGCGGAAUGGAAGCAGAGUAUUUUCAGUACUUCAGAGGCGGGCUCUCUGCUGGAGUCCUUGAUGGAGGGGGACUUCGAGGCGGUCCUGCUGAGCCCCCAGGUGUUAGAUCUGCUUACUGGAGAUGGCAGCUGCAGCGAGGGGAAGGACAUCGAGGCCCACCUGGAGAAACGGGUCCUGCUUUACCUUACUUCUGGCACCAAGGACGACCAGAACAACAGGGAGCUGGCAGUGAUGGCCCUGGCUGUGUCUUGCCUCCACAUGUUUGCCCAGAGUAACUGGACUGGUCCUCCUGUCUCCAUCCAUGUCUCUGACCUGCUGCCUCAGGCCCUGCUCUCCUCUCAGACGCAGACCCUGGUUGAGGCUAUCCACUCCAGCCUUCUCCUGGAUGGAGAGACUGUGUACAGCCUGGUGGCCAACCCGUUUCUCCUCCUGCUCGCCAGGGUUAUUCUCACCAAGUGCUCCUUGAAGAUGGACAGCCUUCAGCUGCUGCCCUGGUGGACCCUGCGCUACGUCAACCUGCACCAGCAAAUCCUGGAGGCCCGUUCUCCACAGCUCCUCAACUUGGCCCAGAGCAGCAUGGACAAAGUGCUGAAAUGUCAGUCUCUAUUGUCGGAGCAUAGAAACCUGGUUAUCCAUUUCCACCUGGAGUGUGUCUACAUCAAUCUCACCUACUAUGAAUACCAGCCAGCCAAGGAACACAUCAAGAAGGCCCAGGAGCUCUCAGGGCUCACUAUCAACAUGACAGGUGCUCUUGGAAAACGGACCUAUUUCCAGCAGAAGUACUUGGCUCAGCUCAUCCUUGAGGUCAAGAGAAAGCAGGAGCAGCCUGGCCAGACAGAUGAGGCCACUCCCACCCCCACACCUCAGGCCAGCCUGCCAAAGGACUACAGUCUGGGUGAUGACACUGUGAUGGAUAAGAUUAAUUUAGCGGAGCCAGAUCAGUAUGAGCUCCCUGACCUCAGCGCUGAGGAGCAGGCUGUCAUCCUGGGCAUCUGCACUGACUUCCAGAAGAAUAACCCUGUACACAAACUGACUGCAGAGGAACUCCUGGCCUUCACAUCUUGUAUUCUGUCUCAGCCUAAGUUCUGGGCUGUAGAAGUCACAGCACUUUGCCUCAGGACCAAUCUGGAAAAAGGGAGCUCCCGAUGUGUUGAGAGAGCCAUGAUGCAAACCCAGGUGAUAGUAGACCACUUUGAAGACAAGAACUGUCCUGUGACCGAGAGGCUCAAGGGGUUCUACUUCUGCCAAGCUCCAACCAGAUGGAAUGUCCAGAAACAGCUGGCCAGCCUGCUGAUGGACCUCGGCUGCAACAGUUCAGCUCUGCUCCUUUAUGAGAAGCUGGAGCUCUGGGAGGAUGCAGUUAUCUGCCAUGAGAGGCUGGGCCAACAUGGCAAGGCUGAGGAAAUCGUUCGCCGCGAGUUGGAGAAGAAGGAGACGCCCAGUCUGUACUGCCUCCUGGGAGACAUAUUGAGGGACCAUCAGUACUAUGACCGAGCAUGGGAGCUUUCGGGCCAACGCAGUGCCAGAGCCAUGCGCUCCAAAGCCCUGCUGCACCUUCGCAACAAGGAGUUCCAGCAGUGCGUGGACUGCUUUGAGCACUCAGUCAAAAUCAACACUAUGCAGCUCGGCGUGUGGUUUUCCCUCGGCUGUGCCUACUUUGCCCUGGAGGGCUAUGAGGGAGCUGCCAAAGCUUUCCAGAGGUGUGUGGGACUAGAGCCAGAUAAUGCAGAAGCGUGGAACAACCUCUCUACAGCCUAUAUUCGCCUCCAGAAGAAAAACAAAGCCUUUCGUACCCUGCAGGAAGCCCUAAAGUGUAACUUCGACCACUGGCAGAUCUGGGAGAACUUCAUCGUUGUAAGCAUUGACAUCGGGGAGUUUGCUGAAGCCAUCAGGGCCUACCAUCGCUUGAUGGACCUCAGGGAAAACUACAAGGACAUCCAGAUUCUACAAAUCCUGGUUCGGGCAGUUGUUGAAAACUUGAUGGACAGUCAUGGCGAGCAGGCAGUGACUCUGCAGUCCAAAGUGAAGGAGCUUCUGGGCCGGGUCAGUUCCCGCCACAGCAGUGACUCUGAGAUAUGGCAGCAGUACGCUCUGCUGUACGGAGACGGACACAGCUCUGACCCAGAGGACAACGAAAAGGCUCUGCAGUUCUUGUCCAAGGCUCAUCGCUGCAAGGUUCAGACUGGUGGCUGGGAGAAAGAACCUGCUCUCUUCAAGGAGGUGAUCAAGAAAGCCACCAAUAUGGGUGAAGUGACCAUCAGUUGCUGUAAGAAGAAGGCUAAUCCAACAGAAGCUGUACAGAUGCUCUCAUCCACCCGCCUCAGCCUCAAGAGUCUGGCCACUAAAGCUAAGCAAAUGCAUACAGAUGUGGCCACGGGUCAGAUCCAUGGUGAGCUGCAGGACGGUGUCACUGCUCUGGAACAAGUCAUCACAGACCUGCAGGAGCUGAGUGGGAAGCUGCGUGACCAAUCACAGUGACCGUCUGCGCAGGAAAAAUCAGAAGCUGUGGCCCUGAAGGCUCCUCAGUAGUAAAGACUAAUCCGAAACAGACAGACUCAGCUGUAGGCAUUAGCUUUGUGUAUGGCCGAACGCCUUAAAAUCAAGAGUUUUACAUGUGACACUUGAGAAUAACACAAGAUUAAAUGAGAAUGCCAAACGUUUUAUUUUGUAGUCAUGAUGUUUUUAUACCUCUAUAUCCACAUUGGACUGUAAACAAUGACUGUAAGCCAUCAAAGAAUAAAAUAUCUAA
Messenger RNA from Epinephelus moara (kelp grouper), 2998 nucleotides. RefSeq names its product tetratricopeptide repeat domain 27 (gene ttc27). The transcript has 20 exons. The record is from RefSeq and is a predicted model, not a curated record. Bases 193 to 2727 code for a protein of 844 amino acids. Gene Ontology annotation, molecular function: protein binding. NCBI's taxonomy places the organism in Eukaryota, Metazoa, Chordata, Actinopteri, Perciformes, Serranidae.